Messenger RNA from Wyeomyia smithii (pitcher-plant mosquito), 1771 nucleotides. RefSeq names its product corepressor interacting with RBPJ 1. Gene Ontology annotation, cellular component: nucleus. The transcript is spliced from 3 exons. The record is from RefSeq and is a predicted model, not a curated record. Lineage: Eukaryota; Metazoa; Arthropoda; Insecta; Diptera; Culicidae. Gene Ontology annotation, biological process: negative regulation of DNA-templated transcription. Gene Ontology annotation, molecular function: transcription corepressor activity. Bases 144 to 1112 code for a protein of 322 amino acids.
AAAUUUGACUCACUUGACAGAUAUUUUUUUACUCUCUACGAAAACUAGUUUGGAAUUAAAAGCAUUAAGAAAACGUCGCGAUAUUUAUCGAAGUGCUCUCAAGUUUAUAACCACAUUUACUGCUUAAAUAAUAAUAUUCAAUCAUGGGGAAAGGAUUCAACAAUUAUAUGUGCAAGAAGUUCUUCCAUCCUGCUUCACGUGAUAAUCUGAAAAGGGUAUGGAUGGCAGAGCAACAAGCAGACGCAUAUAAGAAAAAACAGGAGGAACUUCGGAACCAAUAUGAGAAGGAACAGGAAUUGCACGAUAACAAAGCAAUGCUAAGUAAGGAAAGCAAAGACAAGCUUAGCGUAAAUUUCAUGUACGAAUUGCCUCCGGGUAUGAAGAAGGAACGGGAAAAAGAACCAUCCGACGAAACCGAAUACAAAUUUGAAUGGCAGCGGAAGUAUAAUGCACCGCGAGAGAGCUACUGUAAAGGAGAUACCGAAAUUCGGGAUCAACCAUUUGGCAUCCAGGUACGCAACGUCCGUUGUAUCAAAUGUCACAAGUGGGGCCAUAUCAAUACCGAUAAAGAGUGCACAAUGUAUAGUUUAUCGAUGAGUGAAGCAAAAAAAAUCCAUUCUGAAUCGGAAGCAAACCAAAUUUUAUCGAAAAACGAUCUGGAGCAAGGCUUACGUGAGGAUGGACUUGCAAUGAAGAGAAGUGCCAAAGAAAUGGCAACAUCCCACAAGCUAAUCGAGGAACCAGGACUAGAUAAAAUCCACACAGAAACUGAUUUUCUGAAAUCACUUACUACAAAACAAAAGAAAAAAUUACUGAAAAAAUUGGAGAAAAUUGAAAAACGUCACAAAGCAGAGGUGAGGCAUAAAAAAAAGAAAAUGGGUUCAAAAAGCUCAAAAGACUCGUCAUCCGAAGAUGAUAGCAGAAUGUAUGGCUCACGAAGCAAAGCAAGAAGAUAUGAUCGAAAGUACAAUUCUGACCUAGACUCCGAAGAAGACAGCAGAAGCAGGAACCGAAAACGAUCUCGAUCUCCACAUACAAAACGUUAUAAAAGUGGUAGCAGUAAAAGUGACAGAAAUCGUCCUGAUAGCUUCCGAGACCGUAGAAGACACUGAAACCACAAUUUAUUAUUAAACUGAAAAAAAAUAUUGCUUUGAAAAUUGUUUAUUUCAAAAUUUAUCGAAUAAAACAUAUCAAUUACUGCUAUAUUAUGCUUGAAGAUAUGAUAUUGAAUAUCCAUCGGGAGCCGUUCGGUACAAGGGUUACAAAUCAACUGCGGAAUUUUCAAGGAUCUCUAUUUAGUUUCUUUCUGAAGCGUGCAAAAAACUCCUCUUCAUUUGGAUUUAAUCAAUUGCGUACUAAUAAGGACGAAGAGGAUCCGGUAGCCGGAAGAAUUUCAGUAGCAUGGUUACUUUCGCGAGGCUGAUUCUAGAAGUAAGAAAAUAUGAUAUUAUUGAGCGUUAGAUUUAGUUAUCAAUAGCCGACAACAUAACAAAUGGAUCAUAUGCUCAUUCACUCCAUUUUCAUUUCUCUGCCAUUUGCAUGACUAUCUGUUGAUUACUGUAACAAUCAAUCACUAGAGUCAAUGGAAAAUCGUGUAAAUUGCAUAUUUACCUCUCCUGGUGAAGUAAAUCAUAUAUUGCACAUACAUUAUAUACACAAGCGUAAAUAUUUCGAAAGCAUCGGUAUCCAAACAGAAAUUAAGUUAGCUGAAAAUUUUCUUGUUAACGUUGAAUUCAUAAUUAAAUGUGUAUAAAUUCGAACUCACAGUUAA